Neospora caninum is the source of this 417-nucleotide messenger RNA. Its product is annotated as DnaJ domain containing protein, related. Gene Ontology annotation, molecular function: ATPase activator activity. Gene Ontology annotation, cellular component: PAM complex, Tim23 associated import motor. The transcript is spliced from 4 exons. The record is from RefSeq and is a predicted model, not a curated record. Bases 1 to 417 code for a protein of 138 amino acids. Lineage: Eukaryota; Apicomplexa; Conoidasida; Eucoccidiorida; Sarcocystidae. Gene Ontology annotation, biological process: protein import into mitochondrial matrix.
AUGUGGCCUUUGGUCUGUUUUCUCGUGGGAGGCGCUGCGUUCGCCGCGCGCGGAGGUCUGCGGCAGGCUGCGAUAUGGCGGCAAGGCAAGAGCGCCUCUGGGGGCAGUGGAACCCAGGCCGACGUCGCCGAGCCUCUUCGCCAGUGGUUCCAGGCGAAAUUCGGGGCUGCAGGUGUGCAGUGGCGAGCGUUGACGCGCGACCUUCGGGGGUUCGAGAACCCCAUGUCCAAGACGGAAGCCUUCCAAAUCCUCAGACUCUCCCCCACGGCAACGAAGGAGAAGAUCCUGCAGACUCACAAGCAGUUGAUGCUUAGAAACCACCCCGACAACGGAGGAUCGACUUACAUGGCCACGAAAGUGAACGAGGCGAAGGAGAAGUUGCUAAAGGAAAGACGCUUCUCCUCGUCUUAUCUGUAG